Molecule: messenger RNA, 1001 nt
Organism: Onychostoma macrolepis
Lineage: Eukaryota; Metazoa; Chordata; Actinopteri; Cypriniformes; Cyprinidae
Product: melanocortin receptor 5-like
Exons: 2
Coding region: 12-926 (304 amino acids)
Biological process (GO): G protein-coupled receptor signaling pathway
Cellular component (GO): membrane
Molecular function (GO): G protein-coupled receptor activity
Source: RefSeq, a predicted model, not a curated record
UCUCAUCACUCAUGAAUAUUUCUCAGAGCAGUGCGGGUCUCGGCACAGUGCUGCCUCUUACUAGUUUCGAGAACGUGCUUUUGUUUCUCUUUAAUAUAAUUCUCGCCACCGCCAUUAUUUUUAUCAACGCGUCCGUGUUUAUCGCCAUCCUGAUGAACAGAUCCCUGAGGAACGAGAACCGCUUCAUGUACAUGCUCAGCACGUGUCUCAGUGACUUCUGCACGGGCGUCACGUAUUAUUAUGCUGGAGUUAUGGAUGUACGUGAUAAUUAUGAUUCCCCGACUCGCACGUUUACUCUCGCUCUCAUUUUUCUGGGUCUGUCCUUUAUAGCGAUUCUGGCCGCGCAAGCGGACCGCUACGUCGCGGUCUCUGCGCCUUUCAUAUACUCGCAGCGCAUGACGCGCAACAGAACCCUGCUGGUGAUUCUGGGUUACUGGGUUUAUCUUUUUCUAAUAGUGGUUGUUAACAAUUCGGUGCCUGUAGAGGUUGCUCAAAGAGUGACGUUCAUUGUUGCUUUUGUGGGGGGCAUUUUAAGCGUCAAUAUCAUGAUUGGUUUGAACGUCAGACUGUUGUUCAUCGCUAAAUUUCAGCUAGGACGCGAACCGCCGAGCAAGGAACGCGACAACAAACGCGCGUCCAUUUAUCUCAUCGUAAUAGUGGCCGUGUGUUUUCUGAUCGAUUGGUUGCCCCUUUUUAUCAAUGGUUUUGUGUGUAAUUUUAGGGGGUCUGAAUGUUAUUUGUUCAAAAAUGAGGGCACAAACCCUCUGCGCAUUUUGGCGCGUCUCAAUGCAGUCGUCACUCCAUUACUGUACAUCAGAGGCUGUACUCCACUCAGGAGCACCGUAAUGAUUAAAGUCUGGAGAAUACCAUGCUACAAGAGUAAAGGAGUGAAGCCACAGAAUAUGAAGACUGUAGACAAGAUGUAGCAGGGAUCUUCAGGAUGUGACAAACUUCGAGUGACAGGACUUUUUAAAGAGACUUUAAGAAUACACUGCCUGGCC